AGGUGCCUGCACCACUGUAUUCUUCUGUACCCUAUCGUGAACAUGUCUUGGUAAACGUAUCAGUCUGAAAAGGAAUUUACUGGGUUUGGACAGUCCAGGUUUACCAUGUCUUUCGAACCUUGUAUUCCAUUGCCGUUGCCACAUGACAUCCUUCAAUCUGUGGCAUCGAAAGCAACAGAUUGGGCUCUACUGCAUGGUGAGACUUAGUUCUACUAAGGUGAAUGGUUCACCCCUCCCUGUAAAGUGGAGUGAAAUGCUUGGGAGGGUUAUCUGGGGGUUCCAGAGUGAAUUGACCUUCAUGAGCCUUGAGCUCUAUGUGCCUCUACAUGUAUGAUUUAGCCUAAUUUAAUAUUAAGGCUAUUUUCGCUCAUUCAGGAGUUGGAAUGAGGCCUAAGACAAGCUUCAGUCCUGACUCCAUCACCUUUGCGCCAUUCGUCCUUGUUCCUUCCACAUUCCCCCAUCAUGAGUUUAUGAAAGUGAAGAGCUUGCAACCUGCCAUCAAUAAACUCAUCCACAGGGUAGCACAUGACCAGAAAUUCCUAAAGGAAUCUCUGAUGAACACAGUGAAGGUUGAUGAUUUCACAGGUCGGCUCUUCCAGAUUUAUGAGGCUGUUCACAGUGAAGGAAUUUCUCAGAGGAUAAGCCUGGGACUCUUGAGAUCAGACUACUUCUUGCAUUCUUCCACUGGACGUGUGUUGCAAGUAGAAGUAAACACAAUAGCAUCUAGCUUUGCUGGAAUUGCUACACAGGUGUCUCUCUAUCAUAGGUAUAUCCUAUCAGAACUGGGUGCCUAUGAACAUCUUCAAUAUCUUCCAGACAAUCAAGCCCUCCAGAGUCUUGUAGCAGGAAUGCUUAAGGCUUGGGAAAUGUAUGGAUGUGAACAAGCUGUCAUCUUGUUCAUUGUGGAAGAUAUCACCUACAACAUCUGUGAUCAGAGGUUUCAUGAGUUUCAGAUUCAAACCCAGAAUCCCAAAGUUAGAGUCAUGAGAUGCACCCUGACAGAUGUUGGGCAAUAUGGGACAUUGGACAAGGAAAAGAAACUUUAUGUGAAGGGAAAAGAAGUUGCUGUUAUUUACUUUCGUGCUGGUUACAGUCCCGAACACUAUCACAGCUCAUUGGAAUGGGAUGCUCGACUGCUUAUGGAGAGGUCUAAGGCAAUCAAGUCACCCUCGAUACAAUAUCAUUUGGCUGGAACAAAGAAGGUACAACAGGAGCUUGCGCGUCCCAAUGCUGUGGAAAGGUUCAUAGAAAAUGAAGAAGAUGCAAAGGCUAUUAGGGCCUUAUUUGCUGGACUAUAUUCACUUGAUAUGAAUGAAGAAGGUGAUGAAUCAGUGAAGAUGGCAAUUAAGAACCCACAUGCAUAUAUCUUGAAACCUCAAAGAGAAGGAGGAGGGAAUAACAUCUAUGGAAAAGAUGUUCGAGAAACACUGGAGAGAAUUGGGAAGAAGAAGGAACGAACAGGGUAUAUUCUCAUGGAUAGAAUCGUCCCUCCAAUUCAGAAGAACUACAUUGUCCGGCCUGGCAGUGCACCUGAGUUGAAUGAUGUCAUCUCAGAACUUGGGAUCUUUGGAACUAUUAUUGGAGACAGUGAGGAGAUCUUCUGGAAUCAGGAAGCUGGGCACAUGCUGAGAACCAAGCUGUCUACUGCUAAUGAAGGUGGAGUUGCUGCUGGUGUGGGAGCUCUUGACAGCCCUUACCUCUUCAGUUAAAGAGCUCAUGGCACAUGUCAUUGUCAUAUGAUGUGCAAUAAUCAUUUGCUUUCUCUCAACAAUAAUGACAGAUAGUGAGUAAUUAUUUAGCAUUUGCAAUGCAUUCCCUGAAGACCAGAUAAAUAAAUUAUUUGCAUUUUUA
Messenger RNA from Darwinula stevensoni, 1851 nucleotides. The record is from the annotation of a GenBank genome assembly. Lineage: Eukaryota; Metazoa; Arthropoda; Ostracoda; Podocopida; Darwinulidae.